AUGUCACCUCUCCUAAAAUAUUGGUUUAAUAUCGAGAACUUCUAUGAAACAAUUCGGCCAUGCAUCCUUCUACUAAAAUGUUUCGGCUUGCUACCCUUCUCGGUUGUUUCCGUUACUCGACGUUCUCUUCCCAGCAUCGCUGCCCCCGACGUUAGCAAUAACUUAAGGUUACUGAAAUCGGAGGUGAAAUUUAUGGAUGCCAUAAUUUUUUCAUUGUGGCAAAUGUUCUUUCUUCAAAUGCUGUACGCUUCGUGGCCUAACGAUGUUAACAAUUAUCCUUUCUCGCGCAUCAUCACAAUUGUGUCUUUAUUAUUACACCUGAUCUCGGGAGUUUUCUGUUCUGUGUCAGCUGUGCUGGCACUGCUUUUACGACAACGUUUCAUUCGUAUGGUUAGCUUAGUAGAAGAGGCCGAUCGGGUGUUUCACACAUUUUCCGACGAAAUCAAACAUGCCAAAAUCCAUCUUGUGUCGGUGGUUCUGAUAGCAAGCACUACCUUUUUUAACAUCCUGCUGGUGAUAAUCGAUGCGAUUGUAGGAAAAACUAUUUUUAAAUACUCACAUGACCAUUCGACUUCUGCUCAGUUUGUAUUCCUCUACUACUACAUCAUUCGGCUUAUACAUCUUCUUUCCGUCACUGUUUUCAUUGCGGGUGUGUAUGGGUUCCGGGAACGGUUGAAAAUGCUUAAUAAACGGUUGAGGAAGUGUUUUCUUGGAGAACUCGAAAAUGGAAAACCUACAUCCGAGAUGCUGGAGAAACUACAAGGCUUACUUACGAUCUAUAAUAACUUGUGCGAUGGUCUUCAAAUAUUUUGUCUUAUAUUUGUAUGGCAGCCUAUGUUCUUAUGCGCCACGGUUAUAAUGUCAGCAGUCUUUACGAUCCUUGCCAUCUGCAACGUUUUAGCGAACAGCGUCCUGAUCUUGAAGGCGCUCGCCAUCAUUUACUCUGCAACGACAAUAUUGUUCAUGCUUCACUUCCUGCUGGUUAUUCAGCUUAGCAACGACCUGAAGAAAGAGGGCAAGCUAACUGCCGUCCUCGUUCAUAAGGCAAUAAAUCAAUCAUGGAAGACACCAGCAGCAGUUGAACGGCUACUCCUCUUCUCCCAGUAUCUUCAGCACCAAACGCCUGUAGUAUCAUGCGGCCUGUUCAGCUUCGAUUGGACUCUUGUACUGUCGAUUAUCUCGGCUCUUGCCACAUACAGCAUUAUCAUGAUCCAGUUCGAGCUUGGCGUGCCUAAAUUUUUUAUCAGUGUGAUUUUGCAAAUCCAUGCUGAACGUAAUGUUACAGUUCCAUAG
Molecule: messenger RNA, 1293 nt
Organism: Anopheles coustani
Lineage: Eukaryota; Metazoa; Arthropoda; Insecta; Diptera; Culicidae
Product: putative gustatory receptor 28b
Exons: 7
Coding region: 1-1293 (430 amino acids)
Biological process (GO): sensory perception of taste
Cellular component (GO): dendrite; neuronal cell body; axon
Source: RefSeq, a predicted model, not a curated record